GUCACCCGUCCGGCCACAUCUCGCGAGGCCGAGGUUCCAUCGGUGGAUUUGGGUUUGCGGGGAAGAUGGAGUAUCCCGCGUUGGGCACGGUGCAGGCCACGGACAGCGGAGGGCUCCAGCCAUACCUCAGCUCCGAGGAGCCGGAGGGCCGGGAACCGGACGGACUGCGCUUCGACCGCGAGAGGGCGUGCCGCCUGUGGGAGGCAGUGUCCGGGGCCCAACCAGUGGGGAGGGAGGAAGUGGAGCAUAUGAUCCAGAAGAACCAGUGUCUCUUCACCAACACCCAGUGUAAGGUUUGCUGCGCCUUGCUCAUUUCAGAAUCUCAGAAGCUGGCACACUACCAGAGCAAAAAACAUGCCAACAAAGUGAAGAGAUACCUAGCAAUCCAUGGAAUGGAGACAUUAAAGGGGGAAAUGAAGAAGCUAGACUCAGAUCAGAAGAGCAGCAGAAGCAAAGACAAGAACCAGUGCUGCCCCAUCUGUAACAUGACCUUUUCCUCCCCUGUCGUGGCCCAGUCGCACUACCUGGGGAAGACCCACGCAAAGAACUUAAAGCUGAAGCAGCAAUCCACUAAGGUGGAAGCUCUGUCGAAACGCCUUACAAACCCUUUCCUUGUGGCCUCCACCUUGGCCUUACACCAGAAUAGAGAGAUGAUAGACCCAGACAAGUUCUGCAGCCUCUGCCACGCGACUUUCAACGACCCUGUCAUGGCUCACCAACAUUAUGUGGGCAAGAAACACAGGAAACAGGAGACCAAGCUCAAACUCAUGGCACACUAUGGGCGGCUGGCAGACCCUGCUGUCACCGACUCAGCCGGGAAGGGCUACCCAUGCAAGACAUGUAAGAUAGUGCUGAACUCCAUAGAACAGUACCAAGCUCAUGUCAGCGGCUUCAAACACAAGAACCAGUCACCAAAAACAAUGGUAUCAUCUCUGGGCCAGAUUCCAAUGUAAAGACAACCCAUUCGAAAAGACUCAACUACUUUGGAAGACUAGAGGUGUUUCUGUCCAGCACCCCAGGUUGAAUCAGCCAUGAGCCAGCCUCCUCCUGACCAUGACAAUGGUCAGCCCUUGGCUCCCUCUUCCUCCUUUCUUACAUAGACCUGAGGAAUAGGCCACAGGCAGCCUCUGAUUGGUCCAGGCAAAUCCACCCGUGUUCCUCUCCUUUGGAAUGGGCCCUGAAAGUCAGGACAAAGGGGGAUUUUUAGAGGACUUGGGUUCUCACAGGGUAGUAGUUUAGAGGAUGGCCUUUCCCCUUCCCUGGCCCUUCUAGGCCACAUGUCAUGAGGCUCCAGUCCUGUAUUUCCUCUGCAAGUCAGUUUUGGACCACUCCUUGCAGCUAAACAACUGAGCUCUCCUGGGCUCUAGGCGUCUUCAAUGAAAUUUGGCACUUUCAUGCCAUACCUUGGCCUAGGCAGGAAAGGGCAGAUGAAAAUAGCUGCCACACGGAAGCUUAGAGAUAAUGUGACACUCACCCUCCCCCAAAAAUGUGCAGACUUUCCUAAGCCUGGGACCAGAUGCUGGCCAGUUGUAUAGGUUUCUGCCCACUGUGAAGUCUCCUCCUGGAGCAAUGCUACAGUCCUGGCAGAGUGUUGCUGUCCCUCCUGCCCCUUCUCCACAGUUCCUGAAUGGUGCUAAGGACCUGCAGCAGCUGGAGGCAAGCUAGAGCUGGAGAAGGCCUCAGUACCUAGUGGGAUCAUGGAAAGGCUCCAGUGGGGUCUUUCCUCUGUGUCAGAGGUGCUCUGACCCAGUUCACAUGGGAAAGUCCCCAUAUGCAAGUUUGCUUGAUGGUUCUUGAGCCAGCCAGCUCAGAGAUUCAUUGCUGCCCAUUGGCCUCCACUAGCUCUUUCCUUCCCCAUGUGCAGCAGACCACCUGCUCAGGUUGCUGUGGUGCUACCCCUCCCCCAUCACCCGCCAGGAGAUUCCUGGGUACCAGGUAAAGAAAGGAGGGCUGGCACAAGUUUCCAUGGUGAGGAAUCAGAUGUUCCCCAGGCCCCAAACCUAGAUUUCUCCAGCUCUGCCAUGCUUUAUGGCCUUGGACUUCACUGGGAGUAUAUUUUUUCUUAUAUCUUUCAAGCAGGAAUUCUAGGGAGUGGUACCAUCAGAGGCCCUCCUUCAUUGGGCCAAAGAAGCCCCUAUUCUGCUCUCAUCACCUCUGCCUCCCACUCCCUAUCCCUUGCCUGUGAAAUGCCUUUAGUAUUGUGUGUGGGUAUGUGCUUAUGCUCUGUCUCUUGGUCACUGAAGCAUCUAAAUAAAGAAUUUAUCCCAUGAGCCAGACUGCAACUUAACAGAACUAGGACUUGGGGCCAUAUUGCCAUUGGGUCUAAUAUGUAUAUCUUGAUCCCUCACCCUUAUCCCAUUCAUACUCCACAGUCCUAAAUACUGGUCUUAGGAAUUGGGACAGAGAGAGGCAUCCAAAUUGUUUGGCAACCCUGAGGAAGUCUUCACACGUGCCCUAAAUUCAAUAGAACCUCAUCUGUUCAUUCACCUUCCCCGUAAUGGAGAGCCUCAUGGAAGUCUCUAGAAAAUGUAAACUAGUAACCUGCUUUGCUUGAGAGGAUUAUUCUGGCUGCUAUGUACAGAAGGGAUGUAGGAGAGCAGGAAAGGACACAGACAGAGGUCAAUGGAGGCUGUGUCCAAUAUGGCUCUUUCCAGGCUAACCCCUUCAGGGCAGAGACCUAGCCUUGUUCAUCUCCACUUCCCUGAUAUACAGAGUGGUGUGUCAUGAAGUGUUUCUUGAAUGAACGAGUGAAUGAAUGAAUAUGCAUAAGGAGAAAUGGCCCUGGUAAUUCUUGGAAGAACCUUUUCCAUGACCCAGAAAUGAGCUGAGAAAGGAGUAUGAUGGCUUCAGGAGUCCUUUGUCCAACCUUUGUUUCAGACGGUCAGAUGUGAGGAAGGUGCUCACACAGCUUUAGCUCCCAUUCUUCACUCAGCAAACUGUUCUUGAGCACCUGCUCCAGGCCAGCUGGCAAAGACCCUACACAGCCCCAAGUGUGGAUUCUCAGCUCUCAGCUUCCAAAGCCCAGACUGUCUCAGCAUUUUCCCCAGAAUCCUUCUCUCCCACCCAGGAUGUCAGAAUUGGGCCCAUCUACCAAGCAAGGAAGUGAAGUGAAGGGCAGAGGAAUGGUGGGCUGCCAUACCAUGCCAUACUCUUGGCCUGCAGGACCGCUUUGGAUUCAGGAGUCCCUGCCAGCUGUGUUCCCAGCCCCGUUGGCAUGGGGAUACAGGAAUGAACACUUUUCUUUGGAGAGCUUACCACUGUUAAAGACCAUUAUGGCAGUGGUCAGAGGUUCAUACUGGGUGCUGUGGGAAUGCGCAGGAUGCAGGCACUAACUCAAGCCAAGGGUAUGAAAAGCUGGAGAAGUUGGGAAACCAGCAUUUGAUUUGCAUAACAAUCUUUUGAACUAGGUGAUGGUAUUCUAUUUUCUAGAAAAGGAACAAGGCUUAGAGAGGUGAGUGAUUUGCCCAAGGCCUUGCCACUAAAACGGCAAAAUGGGGAGUGGAAUCCGGUUGUCUAGAUUCCUAUUCCAGAACCCUUUCAAACAAGGACCAGAGUCCUUCCCACAUGACCCCCUGGCCUGCCUCACCUAUCUGGCUGGGUCAUGGUCUCAGAGCGAGCAGCCACUCAGGGCAGGGUAGCAGCAGCACCCACAAAACAGGUCACACAAGGUUCAUUGAUUAUUUUAUAUUCCAAGCCCCCUCAUACUUCUCAUAAUUUUACCCAAGAUUCUCAGUGUAUUCGGCUCUAAUUGUAACUGUGAGAAACUUGCAAUGGCUAGCUAAAAAGGAAAUUUACUGAUUCACCUAAUGAAAAAACUUGGUACAGGGAUGGCUAGACCCAGGUUCUGACAGUGUCAUUAGUAAGAAUUCAAUCUCGCCAUGCUUUCUUCUGUGUGGCCUCCCUUGGGCAGACUGCAGAAAGUGGCAAGAUGGCCACUGGCAGCUCUAAGCUUAUAUCCUGAUAGAUUAGCAACUGCAGUGGGAAGAACAUCUUUUUCUAUUAGUUCCAAAAAAAAUUCUGGGACUGACUCAUUAGCCAGCUUGGUCCAGUUCCCAUCCCUAACCAUUCACUGUAGGUAGGAGAAAUGGUGCUUUGAUUUGGGGCCUGCAAAGGAAUGAGCUCCACCUAAAACUGAUUGACUGAAAGGGAGAGAUGUGUCCCUAAGAGAAGAAAGUGUAGGGCUCUCUCCAGGCUAAGGGAGAAGAUUGGGUGUAGAUGGGCAAAAAUAACUUGUCAGCCACACCAGAAAGUGUCUUUAUUUAACCAUUUCUUUUUUAUUUUUACCCAGACGUUUUGAGAUACAGGAUACAGUUAGUAAUGUGCGCCAAUUUUUAGAGUACAGUUUGCUGAGUCCUCCUCACAUAUGUGUAUUCAUCUGGGCAUUCACCCUCCAGAUCAAAAUACAGAACAUUGCCAGCUCCCCAGAAGGUUCCCUUGUUUCUCUUUCUAGUUAGUAUACCCCAGAGGUAAACACUAUUUUGAUCUCUAUCACCAUAACUUAGUUCUGCUUGCUCUUGAAUUUUAUAAAAAUGGAGUCAUACAUCCAUUUUUGCUCAAUAUUAUGUCUGUGAUUUCAUCCAUGUUAUUGUGUAUAUCAGAAGUUCAUUUUUUUCAUGCUGUGUGGUAACUCAUUAUAUGAAUACACCACAAGUUAGCCAUUCUGUUGAUGGACAAUUGGGUUGUUUCUAGUUUUGAACUAUUAUAAAUAAAGCUGCUGUGAAUCAU
Messenger RNA from Myotis brandtii (Brandt's bat), 4725 nucleotides. It is a transcript of the gene ZNF346, whose product is annotated as zinc finger protein 346. Bases 66 to 953 code for a protein of 295 amino acids. Gene Ontology annotation, molecular function: zinc ion binding; double-stranded RNA binding. The transcript has 7 exons. The record is from RefSeq and is a predicted model, not a curated record. Lineage: Eukaryota; Metazoa; Chordata; Mammalia; Chiroptera; Vespertilionidae.